GCGGUGGCAGCUCGGUCGGUGUCAGGUGAUCGGCGCCGAGGAGCCGCCGCCACAGCCCGGGAGGAAGAUGCAAGAUGGCCCAGCGGGGCCGUGAGGGGCUCCGCGGCGCCCCUUCCCCGCCCGCCGCCUGCCCGGCCGGCGGGAAGCGCUGAGGCCAGCGCCGCCGCGCCACAGCCCGUCCCCGGCGGGGGCACCGAGCCAUGGGGCUCUGCUACAGCCUGCGCCCGCGGCUCUUCGGCGACGCCGGCGGCGGCGGCUCCAUCUCCAGCGCCGCCUCGGAGCCCGAAGCGCCGGCGGAGCUUCACGCCGCUCCGCAGCCGCAGCCUCUCGGCGUCCCGCUCCGGCCCGGCGGUAAGCCCGGCGGGGAGGCGGACGGGCCGCCGCUGCUGCUGCUGCAGAACGGCGGCGGCGGCGGCAGUGGGGCGGCCCCCGAGCGGCAGCCGGCGCUGCCCAAGGCCGGCGGCCCCGGCCUUGGUGGCGGGGGGAAGGCGGCGCGGCAGCAGGCGCCGCACCAGCCGCCGGCGCUCCAGAGGACCUGGGAGAAGCUGCGCCUGGAGGAGCGGGAGGCGGAGAAGGAGGCGAGGAAAGUCAGUAAGAGCAUCGACCGGGCGCUCAAGGAGCAGAAGCGGGAGUACAAACAGACGCACCGCCUGCUGCUGCUCGGGGCUGGUGAGUCAGGAAAAAGCACUAUUGUGAAACAAAUGCGAAUCCUACAUGUCAAUGGAUUUAAUUCAGAAGAAAAGAAACAGAAAAUACUGGAUAUUCGGAAAAACGUUAAAGAUGCGAUUGUGACUAUAGUUUCAGCUAUGAGCACUUUAAUACCCCCAGUUCCAUUGGCCAACCCAGAAAACCAAUUUCGAAUGGACUACAUCAAGAGUAUAGCUCCUCUUUCUGACUUUGACUAUACACAGGAGUUCUUUGAACAUGCAAAAAAGCUCUGGGAUGAUGAAGGUGUAAAGGCAUGCUUCGAGAGGUCAAACGAAUAUCAACUGAUUGACUGUGCACAGUACUUUUUGGAAAGAAUUGACAGCGUCAGCAUGGAUGACUACACACCCACAGAUCAGGACCUACUAAGAUGCAGAGUGUUGACAUCAGGGAUUUUUGAAACAAGAUUUCAAGUAGAUAAAGUAAAUUUCCACAUGUUUGAUGUAGGUGGCCAGAGAGAUGAGAGAAGAAAAUGGAUCCAAUGCUUUAAUGAUGUCACAGCUAUCAUCUUCGUUGUGGCUUGCAGCAGCUACAACAUGGUAAUAAGGGAAGACAACAACACAAACAGACUACGGGAAUCCCUGGACCUUUUCAAAAGCAUCUGGAAUAAUAGGUGGUUACGGACCAUUUCUAUCAUCUUAUUCUUGAAUAAACAGGACAUGCUGGCUGAAAAAGUCUUGGCAGGGAAAUCAAAAAUUGAAGAUUACUUUCCUGAAUACGCGCAUUAUACUGUACCUGAGGAUGCAAUACCAGAUGCAGGAGAAGACCCCAAAGUCACAAGAGCCAAGUUCUUCAUCCGGGAUGAGUUUUUAAGGAUAAGUACGGCGAGUGGAGACGGCCGGCAUUACUGCUACCCACACUUCACAUGUGCAGUGGACACAGAAAACAUCCGCAGAGUGUUCAACGACUGUCGAGACAUCAUUCAGAGGAUGCACCUCCGCCAGUACGAACUCUUGUGAGGGGGAUCACCGUGGAACCUGUGGUUUUAAAUUCUUUGCUCCUUACUCUUUCUCUUGAUACUACCCCACACAGGGUGGAAGAAUAUACUAUAGAAAUGUCAGUCUCUUCACUUUGUUUACUUUGAAUUGUUUAACCUUAAAGCUGAUUUGAAGGAAGUUUGGGUUAUUUUCCCUUCAUGCUUUUUGGGACUAUUUUUGUGCUUUAUUUUGACAUGCCACUUCUUCGUCAUUCCACUAAGCCCUUUGGCUACCUCUGUUCCCUUAGGUUUUGUUUUUUUUAAACUGAACGUGACCCGCUAAAUUUUUUCCAGCGGGUUAACCUCAGUUCAGACCGGUAUGUCAGCUGGAUGACACUGAAGUCAUACCUAUCCCUCUGUGUGGGUAUCCUUUUUAACAUGACAUUGAAGAGUACUUGAUGGGUGAAAAAAAGAUUAAUGCACUUUGUAUCAGGUUAUUAAAUACUGUUGAGGAAGUAGACACACAAUGUAGCAGCACCACAAUAUUUAUUACUCUGUCACAGUUUUUAGCAUUUCUGAGUUGCAGGUCAACUGAUAAAGUGACCUCCUCUUUUAAGCCGUUACUGGCACAGGAAGUAGAGUAGAUAAUGAGAGGAACAGUGAAGACAAAGCAAUUUUUCUGGGGUUUUGGAGCUAAGUGUCUCUGCACACCUCAGGCAUUUGAAUUACAGCUACUUUUCAGCCUGUUGCAUCUAGGCAGAAAAUUUACCACCCUCACUUAUGUUAUUUGUGCUGUCCACAAAUGAUCCUUUUAGUUUUGAUCAUUCUUGGACAACAGUCCUCUCCCUAUAUAUAUUUUUUUGUUUUACUGCUGGUUUAUUAUAUUGUACAGACUGUAAAAUGUAAUAUUAUUUUGUACAACUUUAUUGAAGAAAAAUACUUGUAGAAGAUCUUUGUGCCUUGAUUAUGGCUGUACCUGUAAAAUGAGCUAAGAUGUAAGUAUGUUUUUGAUUGCGCUGUACAGCUUGAUGUCAACCUUACCUGCAGCAGUGACUGGAGGUAAGAACUUUAUCUGUAGAGUUUAGGGGUUUUUUUCUGGUUUAUAUAAAAAUGCUCUUUAGUAUAAAAAUUAUAAAUUAUGCAAAUUAACCACUUACCUUUCCAAGUAAGGUAUUACAGUCACCGGAUGUUGCAGCAAACAUGCCUUUUCUCUUCUGAAGUCUCAGCUUUAAAACAUUGGAAUUCAUUCAAGUGUCCAAAUUGCAACCUGGUGUUGUUUUAAUGAGAAACAAGGAAUUCUUUUUCUUUUUUUUUUCUUUUUUUUUUGUCCUUUAUAUUUAGAAAAUAUGUUUGGUAAUUCUUUGGUCAUUCAAAGAACUUCACAAUUGCACAGACCGAUUGUGAAUGUGUAAAGCACCAUUAUAUAGAGCUCUUCAAUCUUUGUACCAACAGCGGCUUUCAUUGUGCAACUAAAUAGCGAGAAAGAAGAUAAGAAAAAAAAAAAAGGUGUAUAAACCCUUGUGUCUGGCCUAAGAGAAUUACAAGAUGACAUUUUUAUUUCUCUUUUAAUAAAGAGACACAUUAGAAAA
Parus major (Great Tit) is the source of this 3210-nucleotide messenger RNA. RefSeq names its product G protein subunit alpha L (gene GNAL). Gene Ontology annotation, molecular function: G protein-coupled receptor binding; G-protein beta/gamma-subunit complex binding; GTPase activity. Bases 201 to 1664 code for a protein of 487 amino acids. Gene Ontology annotation, biological process: adenylate cyclase-modulating G protein-coupled receptor signaling pathway. Lineage: Eukaryota; Metazoa; Chordata; Aves; Passeriformes; Paridae. The transcript is spliced from 12 exons. Gene Ontology annotation, cellular component: heterotrimeric G-protein complex. The record is from RefSeq and is a predicted model, not a curated record.